This is a messenger RNA of Rubroshorea leprosula, 1443 nucleotides long. The record is from the annotation of a GenBank genome assembly. Lineage: Eukaryota; Viridiplantae; Streptophyta; Magnoliopsida; Malvales; Dipterocarpaceae.
AAAUUCCCCUGCCUUUCGCAACUUUUGAUCAUGUGCUGCCCUGUAUUAAAGACGUUCAUCUCAUCAAGCUCUAGUUUUGACACUGGUACACUUCCUCUAUUUGACGCAAAGGUGGCAUUCCCUAGUGUAGAAGAAAUAGUGAUUGAGUCUAUGGAGAGCUUGAAAAAGAUAUGGCAAGACCAACUUGAUGCAGAUUCUUUUUGCCAACUAAAUUACCUUCGUGUAAAUUCGUGUGGAAAGCUAUUGAACAUUUUCUCGUUAACCAUGUUGGAAAGGCUUCAGAAACUAGACGUGCUGCAGAUAUGGAGUUGCAUUGCGCUAGAAGAGAUAGUCGAUUCACAAGGGCUUGGUGCGAUCCAAUCACAAUCUCAAAUAACCACUGAGCCAACUGUGGUAGAAACUUCCAUUAAGUUAGUCUUGCCAAAAUUGACACACCUUGAUCUUUAUUGGCUACCCAAACUGAAGGGUUUCUAUUGUCAAAUGGUUGAUACUGAAUGGCCAUCAUUGAAAAAAUUGGAGGUGUAUGGAUGUGACCAAGUGCAGAUAUUUGCUUUAGAAUUUUCGAGCUUCCAAAGAACUAAUCGAGAUGACCAAAUUGGAAUUGGGAUCAACUGUCCUCUUUUCUCAGUCAACAAGGUAAGAGCUGCGACAUUCCCUUGUCUAGAAGAACUGGAAUUGAACAAUAAUGAUAUUAUGAAGGAGAUAUGGCAUGGACAAUAUCCAGGGGAUUAUUUUCCCAAACUAAAAGUUCUUAAACUCAUCCAAUUACCUGAGCAGUCAGUUGUGCACCCUUUCCUCUUUCAGUCACCAAAUCUUGAAAGGCUUGUUGUUAGUGAAGCUUCGUUUCUUGAACCAUUCCAAUGUCAAGGACUUGGUGAUAAGGCAAAACCUGCACUUGCACUUACUGAGUCAAGUGAAUUAAGGUUAUCUGAACUUUUGGAAUCAGUUUUCUAUAACCUGAAAAUCCUGGAAGUGUUACAGUGUAGCAACUUAAAGAAUUUGGUGCCAUCCUUUGUAUCUUUCGAGAAUUUGACAACUUUGGAAGUAUCUGCAUGUCCUGAACUCAUAAAUUUAAUUGAGUACUCAACAGCGAAGAGCAUGGUGCAGCUCACAAAAAUUAGUAUAAGUGAAUGUCAAAUGCUAAAAGAAAUUGUGGCGUGUGUGGAUGAAGACGUUAAGGAUGUCAUUGUCUUCAUCCAACUCAAGUGUUUGCUACUUCGUGGUCUACCAAGACUAGCGAGCUUUUGCUCAUGGUAUUGUGGCUUUGAAUUUGCAUCUUUGGAAGAAGUAAUUGUGAUGGGUUGCCCAAAUAUGCAGAUCUUCUCUCAAGGGGAAUGUAGCACCACUAAUAAGUUGCAAAAAGUAAAAUUGACUGUGGAUGAAGAUGAAGGGUUCUGGGAAGGCAACCUUAAUUCCACCAUAAAAAUGAUGUUCACAGAAAAG